AGCUGAUUACACAUGAGGUAUUUUACAAUUUCGAUAAGGCACAUGCGUGUUUUUUAAUGAUAUUUUGAAUGACAUGUUAUAUGUUGUGUAUGUUAUGUGUCCAACAGUUAUGUGUGAUUAUUACUCCUGGAAGAGUAGAUGUUGCAGACUGUGAAAAGUUGUCAACAACUAAAGAAACAAUAAACAAUAAUAUUUUGAAAACUUAGUCAUCCUGUUGGUUUUUUUACCCAUCUUGUUUUUUUGUUUUUGCGCUAUCUCAUUAUUUUUGCACUUUGUACAGGAUGUCAGCCAUAAAAAUGACCUUUACCUUGCUAUGGCCUAACUGGAUUUACCAGUUUAGACGCACGCAUGACCCCAUGUGCCGCAUGAUUCACACAAGAACACAUGCAAGGGCCUCUACAAGGCUGAUACAACAAUAAUGUACAGCACCACGUCAACAAACGCCAGAAUACUCACAUGUACGUAUUCCAACUAAGGAUAUUGGAAGAGCUACAAAGAAAGGAGAUUUCCAAAAUCACAGAUCAGUUCGAAAUCCCGGAACCUAGCCAUAGACUUCACCAUCGACUCUGCAUUUGCAUUGGUUCUGUAAUACACGUCACAAAUCUGCCCCCGACAUGUUAAUGGCGAAGCUAAGGCGCCCCGGUACUACUAAGGUAGUGUUUGCUCUGACCAUCGUGGGCGCAGUGUACUAUUUCGUGCAACCGUGUAAAUGCCCCCUUGGCCCUGCACGAAGCACGGAAAGCAUUGCACCCCAUAAUGUAGACAAAGAGAGUGAAAACCAGUUGUUAAGAGAGGUUCGGGGAGACGAAGACCCAGUCUUAAUCGGCAAAAGUGCAGCAGUGACCACUUCUGAAUCAGUACAGCCCACAUGUAAGAGAAUAUGGCAGAAGGGACGGUCGUCAUGGUUUGAUAGCAGGUUUGAUGACAACAUCAGGCCUGUCUGGUCACGGGCUAACAUAGAGCUGCCUGCUGACGCCAGGACGUGGUGGAUGAAUCUGGUUGCUCAAAGGAGCAAUCAAAGGAUCAAGGACGAGGACCCCGCCCCCCUCCUGACUGCGUUAUUUGACAUAGGAGCACCAGAUGUCGACCCGUGGGCCAGCCGUAACCUCACAGGGUGUCUCCGCUGCGCUGUGGUGGGCAACUCUGGCAACCUCAGGCAGUCCAACUAUGGGGAGGAGAUUGAUGGGUAUGACUUGAUCCUCAGACUAAACGGUGCCCCUACUAAGGGUUGGGAGAAGGAUGUCGGUCACAGAACCACCCACCAUUUCAUGUACCCAGAGAGUUCCAUAGACCUACCAGAUGACGUCAGCUUUGUACUGGUGAACUUCAAACCUCUAGAUGUCAAAUGGAUGAAGACUGCUGUUACAGAUGGGUCUAUUACUCGGACAUGGACGUCGGUGAAAAGUAGAAUUCAAACGAAUAAAUCAAAGAUUCUGGUGUACAAUCCUGCGUUUUUUAAGUAUGUCUAUGACAAGUGGACGGAGCGUCAGGGACUCUGGCCAUCCACGGGCACCUUAGUGGUCAUGUUUGCAGUCCACGUGUGUGAUGAGGUGGACGUAUAUGGUUACGGAGCGGAUAUACAUGGAAAAUGGAACCACUACUGGACCACGACUUACAUGGGACAGUCCAUCGGGAUCCACAACACCACAUAUGAACAUCUUCUCCUUCAGAAAUUACAAUCGGAGGGGAUCGUUCAAAUCCAUCUAGGCAAUGCAAAUCAUUAAUUUUCAAUAGACAGAUAUCGCUGUGCGCCCACUAUAAUCACGCUGAUACCUUUUUUGUAAAACUUUAUGACAAGAAACUUGUCUUCACCUAUCUCUGUGGCUACUGUAAGAGAAUCAGGCACUAAGUGUUGUCAGAAUUGCCCAGGACAGGAGACUCUUGAGUUGCCUAUCUGUGUGUAGCCAAGCCGAGAGAGAUUUGUGCGUAACAGUCUUACUGUACGUGUAACUGCAAUCAGACUGUGCUUUCAAAAAUAGACAAAUAACUAUUGCUAUGGCGCCAAUAUACAAUGUAUCCAUGAGUAGCUUUGUAAGGUUGGUAUCCACUAUUCAAUGGUUGUCAAAGACUUUAUAAGCAUGCGUUACAACGACAUAUGAGUGGUUGCGAUGAGCUUUAUAGAUGAUCCGUUUAUGUCUUGUAUAGUAGAACUUUGCUAGGUUAUAGUUUAACUUUGAUUUGAUAGAUUUUUUUUACGGACAUGUAUACUCAUAUGUUGUCCCUGUACACAGCAUUUUUGCAGAGCUCCUGAAAUAAUCCAGAAGGAUUAGACAUCGUGAGUGUAAUCUUGCCACAUAUAACUAUUAUCAAUAAAUGGUUUUAGCUUAUCAACUAAGCAAAUGAUAUAACUACAGAAUGAUGUGUCUGUGUGUUCAUAAGAUGAAUCAUUGAAAGGCAUCUUAAAAUAAUCAAAAUGUUGGAGUGUACCAAUGUUCGAUUGCCGUAAAAUAUGAAUGAUUUUAAUCUCGCACUAGAAACUGUAUCAAAUUUUGUAUUCAUACUGUUCAUAGCCUUUCAAGUAGCCUGUUCUGUAUUACAAAUUCUACAAAGCAGUAAAAAUCAACAUGUGAUAAUUAGGCUUUAUUGAUGUACACAUAAACUGUAGUGUUGACUUAUAGAGUACAUUAGAAUCAUAAUGGACGCUCGUAUGAUGAUGUCUCAAAUGGUACAUCUGUAGUUACUACCAAAAAGUAGCUAGCAAUGAUGCUCUUCUUCCUCACUGCA
Molecule: messenger RNA, 2724 nt
Organism: Branchiostoma floridae (Florida lancelet)
Lineage: Eukaryota; Metazoa; Chordata; Leptocardii; Amphioxiformes; Branchiostomatidae
Product: CMP-N-acetylneuraminate-beta-galactosamide-alpha-2,3-sialyltransferase 2-like
Exons: 7
Coding region: 615-1724 (369 amino acids)
Molecular function (GO): beta-galactoside (CMP) alpha-2,3-sialyltransferase activity
Source: RefSeq, a predicted model, not a curated record